GCCCGGUGGUGUGCGGACAUGGCCGCGGCAGUGGCGCACACCCACGGCGUCGCGCACACGUAUCACAAGGAUAUCAAGCCUAACAACUUUGUCAUCGACGACGACGACAACCUCGUGCUGUGCGACUGGGAGCAGUCCGAUGUGGCCUUUUCCACUCUCGCCUCUGAGGCAGACGGGACGUGGGAUGUUGCUGUGACACUAGCGCCUCGCGGCCUGGCGACCCGGCCUCUUCUGACCUACUCCAAGUACGCAGGCCCGCCGCGGCGCAGCAUGGAGGAGGACGUCGUCGGCUUCGGCGACAAGAGCUGGCAUGCCUGGAACGCGUUCCGCGUCUGGAGCGAGGACAGCUCCCUGGCGCUGCCGCUGGAGCUGACCGAGGUGUUCAGCCUGGGGCGGUCCAUGUGGAUGCUUCUCUGCCAAGCCAAAGUAGAUCUCGAUGACGUUGAACGUGCCGGCGACAUACAAACCACCUGGGAAAACGGCGGAGAGGACAUUCCGGCAGCCUGGAAGCGCUUCGUCGAUCGGUGCUUGGUGCCGGAUCCGAACUAUCGCCCGGAUGUGCUGGAAGUGGUUGACUUUUGGAAGCGCGAGCGUGCUAUCAAUCACUCGUGA
Messenger RNA from Lasiosphaeria miniovina, 612 nucleotides. RefSeq lists its product as uncharacterized. Gene Ontology annotation, biological process: protein phosphorylation. Lineage: Eukaryota; Fungi; Ascomycota; Sordariomycetes; Sordariales; Lasiosphaeriaceae. The annotation marks the transcript as partial. The record is from RefSeq and is a predicted model, not a curated record. Gene Ontology annotation, molecular function: protein kinase activity; ATP binding. The transcript has a single exon.